Molecule: messenger RNA, 6738 nt
Organism: Bufo gargarizans (Asiatic toad)
Lineage: Eukaryota; Metazoa; Chordata; Amphibia; Anura; Bufonidae
Exons: 21
Coding region: 123-5975 (1950 amino acids)
Source: RefSeq, a predicted model, not a curated record
UCUUGUGCAGGUUUCCUCCGUUAUCAGGUGAACAUGGAGGAGAACACAUGCAGAUCUGUGUGGUUUUUCCCCAGCAGAUUGUAUAACAAUAGUGAAAGUAAAAGUAGACGGCUCAGAAGAUCAUGGCCACCUCACGAGUUGUCCUCCUUCUCCUCCUUCUCCAUUCAGUUGCAGCUUUCAGGUUCUUUGUCCCGAACACUCAUAAAGCAUUUCUGGGGGGAAAUGUGCAGAUCCCGUGCUCGUUCACCGUGGAUAAACCUCCAGUCGACCGCACGCUGCUUGUGAUAACUUGGUAUUUUCAAGGAAUACAAGUCUUAAGAGUCGAUGACAAAUCAGAGACAACAACAAAUCCAAGACUGUCCUAUGUGGACGGAGCCUGGGACGGGGGCGCCGAUCUGCUUAUUUCAAACCUAACGCUAUCUGAUGGCGGCCUUUACAAAUGCUCUGUCCUAUACGGCUCACAGAGGAAGGAGGGGGAAGUCCGGCUGGACAUUCAAGCUCUUCCAAAGGUGACAAUCACGGGAAAAACUGUUGUACUGAAUGAGAAGAGCGUCCUGAGCUGCUCCAUCACUGGAUUCUACCCGGAGGACCUUGGUAUUAAAUGGUUCAGGGGCUCGGAGAUGCUGAGGGAUGUCACUACAGAUGAGCCCUGGAGGAACCCAGACAGGACUUACACUGUGAACAGCUCGGUGACAAUAAUCCCCACCGACGAGGACAGAAAGCUGAGCUUCUCAUGUACAGUCCAACAUGAAUCUCUACAGGAACCUCUCCAAGAAACGUUCCAACUUUUAUAUGGAGCCAUCCCAACUGUGCACAUCCUUCCCCACACUUUUAAAAAAAAUGUAGAACAGCCAUUGGUCUGUCACGUCUCUGGGUUUUACCCAGAAUCCAUUGUGGUGAAUUGGUUCUUGAACGGGACAUCUGUGGAUAAAACCGAAACAAGGAGAAUUAACAGCUCAGCCCUGGAAGCUGUCCUCCAAUUCAUGCCAACAGAGGAGAACUGGGGUACGGAGGUCUCCUGUGUGGUGGAACAUGAAACCCUACUACGUCCGAAAGUUCAGAGCCUGAUCAUACUGGGGAAAGAUCUGAAGGCACAUUACAAACCUCUCGUUGUAGCGGUCGCCCUAUUACUGUCUGCUGGAUUAGGAGCUGGGACCAUUUUCUUUUAUGUGUACAGAUACAGACAGAAACGCCAUCCAAAGCUAAGGAACAUCACACAGGUGACAGACGGCAGCUUCACUUUGAAUGUGGACCAUUUUUACCCCAAAGAAAUCUCAGUCACCUGGGAAAUCUUUCAACCUUCUUCAAGUAAAACCCCACAGAACCUGGAAUCUACAAACAUCAUGGAAGAAAACCCAGAUGGCACUUUUAAUGUGACCAGCACCACUGAAAGCCUCAGAGACAAAGUCAUCGCAGGAGAGGAGUAUACCCUGCGUGCUACGGUGACUCACCGGAAACUGAAGCAUCCGUCCUACAAAGAAUGGACGCCUCAUCAGAACAAAGACAACACAUAUUUAAUGUCUUCUCCAGAACUGGGGGAAAUAUUGACACCAAAUCUGACGCUGAACAGCCAGACGCCGCUCCAGUGCACAAUCUCACGUUUUUACCCCGAUAAUCUCACUGUGAACUGGAUUAAGAAAGUAAAGGGUAAUGAGGAAAUAAUGAAGACGUCUGAGAAAUACAAGAUUACACCUCACACGUCACAGAAGCAGCGCGACAAGACAUUUACCUGCACAGCAUGUCUACUGCUCACCCCAUCGCUGGAGGAUCAAGGCGCAGAGAUCAUCUGUAGAGUCGCACAUCCCAGCCUGGAGCAGCCGGCGGAGAGGAGCACAGGACGGAUACAAGUGUGCGUAAAACCUACACUCGACCAUCCCAUACAGCUUUCCAUCAGUGACUCCGGAGAUGUGAUAGCAGCUUUAUCUCUUCUAAAGUUUUAUCCUAAAGACAUAAGGAUCACAUGGAGCGAUGGUCAAUCCCAGGAGAAGAGGCCGUCAGAGGAAAGAGCCGCCGAAAAUCCGGACGGCACCUUCUCCAUUACUACAAGGUGUACAAUCCCCGGGCAGAGCUUUAACGACGUGGAUUUUAAACUGAAAGUGACAUGGAAACAUAAAACAAUGGACCGGGCAGAAAGCAGAGAGAUGUCUGUAAGAGAUGCAGAUUUUCCUUGGCGUCCAAGAAUUGUGGAAAUGACUCCUCUGAUUCUGCAAAUGGGCAAACAGACGGCAGUCACUUGCAAAAUCUCAAUGUUUUUCCCUGAUAACUUGACGGUGAACUGGUACGAGAAGGUGGGGGAAUCUGUAACACCGUGUAUGGAUGGAACUUACAGAAUGUCUAUCAAACCGGAGAGAACUGCUGAUAACCUGCGCUCCUGCUCAGCCUCCUUAUCAUUCAUGGUUCUGUCAGAGCCGGACGACCUCGAAUUUAUCUGCAAAGUUUCACAUCCCAGCCUAAAGGAUCCAAUAGAAUGGAGCACAAAGAAAGCGAUGAAGAGGGUGACUCCGCGGAUGGUGAAGCCGGUGAAGUUAACCCCCGAUGCAUCAGACACAGUGACCUGCUCCAUGAGUUUAUUAAAGUUUUAUCCAUCAAGUAUUAAUAUUACCUGGAAUAAUAUGGCAGAUAAUAAACCAAUCCCUUCAACCAGAAAACUUAUCCAGACGGACGAGGAACAGACCUUUGAUGCUACAAGUGAAUGCACAGUUCCCUGGAAAGAUUUCAGCUCUGGAGUGCGAGUGACUUGGGAGCAUGAAUCCCUGACAUCUCCUCAGCAUCACGACCUCCGUGUAACAGAUCUUCCCUGGCGUCCGGUCGUUGAAGAAAUAGAGAAACCCGUUUUCCAUGUGAACACUGAAGCCAGAUUACAGUGUAAAAUCUCUCAGUACUUUCCAAACGAUCUCACUGUGACCUGGUACAGGAAGACAAAAAGUGGAUAUGGAAAGCUAACUGAGAACACUACAACCACAGCAGAGAGACAGCCUGACAACACGUACAGCUGUACCGCCAGCCUGGUAGUCAGACCAUCCAUACGAGACCAUGAUGGAGCAGAGAUCAUCUGCACAGUGCAGCAUCCGAGCUCAGAGCAACACGUGGAGAAAUCUACAGGACCAAUGCAAGUCUAUGCUUCUCCCAGGAUGCAGGAGCCCAUACGGUGGUCUCUCGGACAGAGAGGAGAAGGUCUCUGUACUCUCAGCUUGCAGGGUUUUUACCCCAAGCCGAUAGACAUCAAGUGGAGCUGCAGUUCAGACAGUGAAGUAACAUCCAGAGAAACCUAUGAAGAGAAUCCAGACUCAACCUACAAUGUGAGGAGUCAGUGCACCGUCCCGGAGGAGGUCAUCACCGACCAUGACUUUAAGAUCAUAGUCACCUGGAGCCACGGAUCACUGUGUGGACCAGAAAGGAGAGAGAUGUACAUAAGGGACGCAGGUCUACCCUGGCGCCCAGAAGUCGGAGAGAUAUCCACACCAAUUAUCUUAAUCAAUAAAGAAGUAAACGUGCACUGUGACAUCAGCGGAUACUUCCCCAAUAAACUGACCGUCACCUGGUUUGUGAAGGAGAGAGGACGCGAUGAUUAUGUCCCCGCAGAAAAGUACCAAUGCCGGAUCGAGCCCAUAGCAGCCCAAUAUUCAGACACUGGAUACCGCUGUAAAGCCUCAUUACACGUCCACUCAUUUCCCAUACAUUACCAUGGGAUUCAGUUCAUGUGUGAAGUACAGCACCCGAGCCUGGAUCGCCCCAUAGAGAGAAGCACAGAACCUCUCUUCAUCUCAUUGACUCCGCCGAUAGCGAAGCCGGUGACGUUAACCCCCGGUGCAUCAGACACAGUGACCUGCUCCAUGAGUUUAUUAAAGUUUUAUCCAUCAAGUAUUAAUAUUACCUGGAAUAAUAUGGCAGAUAAUAAAUCAAUCCCUUCAACCAGAAAACUUAUCCAGAUGGACGAGGAACAGACCUUUGAUGCUACAAGUGAAUGCACAGUUCCCUGGAAAGAUUUCCGCUCUGGAGUGCGAGUGACUUGGGAGCAUGAAUCCCUGACAUCUCCUCAGCAUCACGACCUCCGUGUAACAGAUCUUCCCUGGCGUCCGGUCGUUGAAGAAAUAGAGAAACCCGUUUUCCAUGUGAACACUGAAGCCAGAUUACAGUGUAAAAUCUCUCAGUACUUUCCAAACGAUCUCACUGUGACCUGGUACAUGAAGAGGAAGGUGAAGAGAAAUCUAAACCUAACCGAGGACACUACAACCACUGCCGAAAGACAGCCUGACAACACGUACAGCUGUACCGCCAGCCUGGUAGUCAGACCAUCCAUACAAGACCAUGAUGGAGCAGAGAUCAUCUGCACAGUGCAGCAUCCGAGCUCAGGGCAACACGUGGAGAAAUCUACAGGACCAAUGCAAGUCUAUGCUUCUCCCAGGAUGCAGGAGCCCAUACGGUGGUCUCUCGGACAGAGAGGAGAAGGUCUCUGUACUCUCAGUUUGCAGGGUUUUUACCCCAAGCCGAUAGAAAUCACGUGGAGCUGCAGUUCACACAGUGAAGUAACAUCCAGAGAAACCUAUCAACACAAUCCAGACUCAACCUACGAUGUGAGGAGUGAGUGCACCGUCCCGGAGGAGGACAUCACCGACCAUGACUUUAAGAUCAUAGUCACCUGGAGCCACGGAUCACUGGGUGGACCAGAAAGGAGAGAGAUGUACAUAAGGGACGCAGGUCUACCCUGGCGCCCAGAAGUCGGAGAGAUAUCCACACCAAUUAUCUUAAUCAAUAAAGAAGUAAACGUGCACUGUGACAUCAGCGGAUACUUCCCCAAUAAACUGACCGUGACCUGGUUUGUGAAGGAGAGAGGACGCGAUGAUUAUGUCCCCGCAGAAAAGUACAAAUCCCGGAUCGAGCCCAUAGCAGCCCAAUAUUCAGACACUGGAUACCGCUGUAAAGCCUCAUUACACGUCCACUCAUUUCCCAUACAUUACCAUGGGAUUCAGUUCAUGUGUGAAGUACAGCACCCGAGUCUGGAUCGCCCCAUAGAGAGAAGCACGGGACCUCUCUUCAUCUCAUUGACUCCGCCGAUAGCGAAGCCGGUGAAGUUAACCCCCGGUGCAUCAGACACAGUGACCUGCUCCAUGAGUUUAUUAAAGUUUUAUCCAUCAAGUAUUAAGAUUACCUGGAAUAAUAUGGCAGAUAAUAAACCAAUCCCUUCAACCAGAAAACUUAUCCAGACGGACGAGGAACAGACCUUUGAUGCUACAAGUAAAUGCACAGUUCCCUGGAAAGAUUUCCGCUCUGGAGUGCGAGUGACUUGGGAGCAUGAAUCCCUGACAUCUCCUCAGCAUCACGACCUCCGUGUAACAGAUCUUCCCUGGCGUCCGGUCGUUGAAGAAAUAGAGAAACCCAUUUUCCAUGUGAACACUGAAGCCAGAUUACAGUGUAAAAUCUCUCAGUACUUUCCAAAUGAUCUCACUGUGAUCUGGUACAAGAAGAUAAAUAGGGGAUAUCUAAAGCUAACUGAGAACACUACACCUACAGCAGAGAGACAGCCUGACAACACGUACAGCUGUACCGCCAGCCUGGUAGUCAGACCAUCCAUACAUAACCAUGAUGGAGCAGAGAUCAUCUGCACAGUGCAGCAUCCGAGCUCAGAGCAACACGUGGAGAAAUCUACAGGACCAAUGCAAGUCUAUGCUUCUCCCAGGAUGCAGGAGCCCAUACGGUGGUCUCUCGGACAGAGAGGAGAAGGUCUCUGUACUCUCAGUUUGCAGGGUUUUUACCCCAAGCCGAUAGACAUCAAGUGGAGCUGCAGUUCAGACAGUGAAGUAACAUCCAGAGAAACCUAUCAAGACAAUCCAGACUCAACCUACAAUGUGAGGAGUGAGUGCACCGUCCCGGAGGAGGUCAUCACCGACCAUGACUUUAAGAUCAUAGUCACCUGGAGCCACGGAUCACUGGGUGGACCAGAAAGGAGAGAGAUGUACAUAAAGGGACGCAGGUAAUAAUAAAGAUGAUCCGCAGUCAGGAUGUAAAGCGGAAAACCACAGUAUACCGCAGGAAUCAAUGCUCCCCUAGACAACAAUGACUCCGGCGUUACACGUUCCAUCAAGGCGAGGCGUUGCGGCCAGCUGCUCAGUGUAAAUUGCUGCCUUCUCCUAACUCUAUAAUUUGACUGUAGAGCAAUAAACACAUAAGACGCACCGGGGCCCAACAACCCUCAUGAUGAAGGAGCCAUGACAUUAGUUGAACCUAUUUGCUGCUGGAGGUAUAAUAUAUCCUCAUUCAUCUUCGUCUUCUGCACACGGACUACAGCCUGCAGGACCAGGGGGAAAAAAUGCAAAUCUUUAAAUUUAUGGGGGUCUUAUCCUUUUCAUUCUCAGGAUGAGCGCGGUCUCAGACGUUGGACCUCCAGUGAUCAUGAUGUUCUGGUAUAUAAUGAUUUGAAAAUCUAUAAAUUUAUGGGGGUCUUAUUCUUCUCAUUCUCAGGAUGAGCGCGGUCACAGACUUUGGACCUCCAAUGAGCAUGAUGUUCUGGUAUAUAAUGAUUUUCUAUAAUAUUAUAAAAACAAAUACCUAAUUAACCUGUUUAUGACUGUGUGCUGUAAAUGUACUGUGUGAGUGCCCGGCUGUAUAACUGCUCCUGCUUUGUGUCCUCUCGUGUAGUGUUGGGUGCGAAUAUUGCAACUUCGAGAAUUCGCGAAAAUUUUGAAUAUAGUGCUAUAUAGUCGUAUUUACAAAUAUUCUAGAUUUUAUUUUCAUCAGAAC